Molecule: messenger RNA, 1904 nt
Organism: Artibeus jamaicensis (Jamaican fruit-eating bat)
Lineage: Eukaryota; Metazoa; Chordata; Mammalia; Chiroptera; Phyllostomidae
Gene: ATPSCKMT
Product: ATP synthase c subunit lysine N-methyltransferase
Exons: 6
Coding region: 46-723 (225 amino acids)
Biological process (GO): positive regulation of proton-transporting ATP synthase activity, rotational mechanism; regulation of mitochondrial ATP synthesis coupled proton transport; peptidyl-lysine trimethylation
Cellular component (GO): mitochondrion
Molecular function (GO): protein-lysine N-methyltransferase activity
Source: RefSeq, a predicted model, not a curated record
CGGAAAUCUCGCGAUGGAAGGAGGAGGCGGUGAGAUUGACAGGGCAUGGCGCGAUCCUUGGAUGCAGUCCUGGGUGCCCCCCCAGAAACACUUCCAGAAGAAAGUCAGUCAGGGUGUGUUCUACCUGCGAGUCUUAAAGGCAGCAGUGUGAAGAAGAGCAGCUGGGGCUUCUUCUUUACUGGGCUUGUUGGCGGGACACUGGUGGCUGUGUACGCCGUGGCCACUCCGUUUAUAACACCUGCCCUCCGAAAAAUUUGCCUGCCUUUUGUGCCUGCAACUACGAAGCAGGUCGAAAAUGUCGUGAAAAUGCUGCGAAGUGGAAGAGGACCCCUGGUGGACAUUGGUAGUGGCGACGGUCGGAUUGUGAUAGCAGCUGCAAAGGAAGGAUUCACAGCUGUUGGUUAUGAAUUGAACCCAUGGCUAGUUUGGUACUCCAGAUACCGUGCUUGGCGAGAAGGGGUACAGCACUUGGCCAAAUUUUAUAUUUCAGAUUUGUGGAAGGUUACUUUUUCGCAGUACUCAAACGUUGUUAUCUUUGGGGUGCCUCAGAUGAUGCCGCAGUUGGAGAAGAAACUUGGGCUGGAGCUUCAGGAUGAUGCUAGAGUCAUCGCUUGCCGGUUUCCUUUCCCACACUGGACCCCAGACCAGGUCACUGGAGAGGGGAUAGACACUGUGUGGGUGUAUGACAUGAGCACCUUCAGAGGGACUGAACAGAGGCCGUGAAGCCUAUACGAGGUCUGUCCAGAAAGAAUCCAGCCAUCUACUAUGGAAAAUAGAGACAUUUAUUGAAGCUCCAAGAUACAAGGCACAUUGUACACAGGACAAUGACACCUCAGUCCCCUUCAAACUAGGCACCUUGGGACUUCACACAGUUCUCCCAAUCACUACCAGCUGCCAUGGUAUCUUCCUGAAUCUCAUAGACAGUCUGAAAUCUCUUCCCUUUCAAAGGUGAUUUUGGUUUUGGGAAAAGUCAGAAGUCAUAGGGUAGCAAAUCUGGGGUCUAGGGAGGCUGAGUCACCUGGCUGAUUUGAUGUUUUGCCAAAAAAUUGCAUGAGACAUGACACAUGAGCAGGUGCAUUGUGGUGAGGAAGCUGCCAAUGACCAGCUGCCCGUAGCUAUGGUCUCCUGAAUCAUCUGAAUAGUUUCCAUGGAGGAAUGUUCCGGCUUCAUGCAAAACUUAAUGCAGGUUUGUUGCUCUGCUCACUUAGUCAUUUUGAAUGCAAUGGUCAUGCAGUGUACUUGCUCACUCAAUAGCAUCUACCACCUCACUGAAUAGUACAGUGAGGUCAUCAUUGUUCACACAUGAGCAUUCCAGUGCACUCUCCUUGGCUGCCAGGUUACAUCAAUGUCAUGCAAACCAUUCUCGUGAUAUUAACAAUGUUUGGACUUUUUCCUGGUAGUUUCUUCUUAAAAUUUAUUGGGGUGACAUUGGUUAAUAAGAUUAUAUAAGUUUCAAGUGUAUAAUUCUAUAAUUCAUCAUAUGUAUAUUACAUUGUAUGCACACUAAUUAAAGUUCAAUUAUCUUCUGCACCAUAUAUUUGACCCCCUUUACCCUUUACUACCCCUUUACCCCCUUCCCUCUGGUAACCACCAUGUUGUUGUCUGUGUCUAUGAGUUUUUGUUUGUUUUUCUUGUUUGUUUACUUGUUGCUUUCAGUUUUAUAGCCCACAUGUCAGUGAAAUCAUAUGGUUCUUAAAUUUUCUGUCUGGCUUAUUUUGCUGAACAUGAUAUAUCAGCUUGAAUAGUUUCUAUCUAAACUUGAAAAUGGAAUAGCUCCAAAUAAAACAGUCUAGAUCCUCUUUGGCAGCCUGUGUUCUCACCCUGUCCUGUUGGCAGGAUGUUUUAGAAACUAAGACUUUGUGCACCAGGCUGACUCCUCUCUCAACUCCCCAUUCCUUCUUCUC